CACCGGUCAGCAUAAUAGCUGAGCUCCUCCAGCGGCUGCACACUGCGGUAACGUUGGUUCGAGAACAUUCUUGCCCUGACCAUCACCAACCCGCAGCACGUUGACAAAGGGAGGACGGACAGCUGCAGGCUCGGAACGGAUCCUGUGCGCCUGUGAGCCAAUUAUAUACUGCUCAUACGCAUCGCACGAACUGCUGUAGAGAAGAUUCAGCUGCUGUUAUCUGCACAUUAACGUUGCGGUAUGCUCCCUCCCUUCUUGAUCACGUACCACCUUCCAAGCAAGGUGCGCAAAUACUUCCUUCCGCGUACAGCAGCACUGCAUGCGAGAUCUCAUUGAUUGAUUGAUUGACGAUGUGAGAACCCUUUCGUGUGGAGCGCCGAGAGCAGUUGGUGGACAUACAUGUGUGAAAGGUGUCAAACUUGUCAUUUUUUUUGCGGUCAAAACGUUGGCGCUGCCCUUCUUUGUCGUCAACUUGUUGUGGUGCGGCCGGUGCUCGGUAUUUACUGCUGUAGUAUAGCUCGGUGUGUGUGAAAGGUGUCAAACUUGUCAUUUUUUUUGCGGUCAAAACGUUCGCGCUGCCCUUCUUUGCCGUCAACUUGUUGUGGUGCGGCCGGUGCUCGGUAUUUACUGCUGAGUAUAGCUCGGUGCUGCUGUGCAUAUAUAUGCGUUGGACACACCACCUGCACCACCAGUCCUUAAUUUUGGUUCUCGAAGCAUGUUUGCAUCGCAGCGUUUGGGAAAGUCUCACAGCAGUCUCCACGGCAGUCUCGCACUUCCUACCCCAUCGACAACGUGUCAGCUGCGACGGUUUCACCAGCGGCUGCAAGGUGGUCCUGGGACGAAGAACCAGGAUGCUCAUGUCGCGCUGGACUCUCCUGCCGGGGCUGCUUCUGGUGCUCACGCCGUUUUUUGAGGAAAGCGGCUUGGCGCCUGUAGCUGGAGCACUAAGUGGGGUGGAACCUGCCGACGCGUGCGCCGAUUUUGCACCUGGCCAAUACACCGGGUCAGGGUGGACGCCCGAAGACUGCUUGCACGUUUGGAACGACUUCAACGAUACAGUAUGGGAGCAGUUUCAUCCGCGUAUGCCGGACGCGGACCUUUGGAUCGAUACGGCCGAGGAGCUGAGACGGGCGGGGUCGCCAUGCCUCGUUGGUUCCAUACCGAACGGCGACGGUGCCGGCAGUACCACCAUCAGACAUCUGGCGACGUGGAUAUUUUCGAGGGAGAUGGGGUGCGAUUGGGUCACGCCCGACUGGGGGAAGAAGUUCGUGGGCGGCCGCAGCGGGACGGCGGUGAUGUACUGCCACAGAGCCGGCACCGCCGCAGAAAUGGAUCCUUCGAAGACGAAAGAGGAGCUGAAAGCAAUGCGUCGAUGUGUAAUCAUUGACUGGUUGUCGUACUUCCAGUUCGAUAUUCCAUCUGUCCCGAGUCCGGUGCACGAGAAGCUCAUGGUUGUCGAGGCAAGCGCGUAG
This is a messenger RNA of Ectocarpus siliculosus, 1472 nucleotides long. NCBI's taxonomy places the organism in Eukaryota, Phaeophyceae, Ectocarpales, Ectocarpaceae. The record is from the annotation of a GenBank genome assembly.